AUGAAGAUCCUACAACUUGUGGCAGUGAUCGUGCUUUGCGCAGUUGCAGCCAAUGCUGCUCCUAGGGCACAAUUGCUGCGUUUCCAUCAGGUGACGCGUGAGGAGUACGAUGAGCUGCUCAAGCUGACCAACGAUGAGGGUCAAGUCUCUGAGGCUCGUCUGCUUAGCAGUCCAUUGAAUGGCAUCAAGCAUCUGGCUCACAAGACAGGCCUGUCCUCCUCCGAUUAUUUCCCCUCUUUCUUUGACUUUGACAAGAAGAAGACCAAGAAAGUCUAUCCACUUUGCGUGGUCUCCACUGAUGAUGACGAUGAUGGUGGCAAAUCGCUGAGCCACUACCACGAUGAAGCUCCCUCCGAUGAUGACAAUCAAGACAACGGUGACGGUAACGGUAACGAAAACGAGAGCAAUGAGGAACAUGAGCACCACGGUCAGAAGCCUACGACCACAUUCUGCACACUGGUGGUGCAGGGUGGCGACAUCGGUGGCAGCAGCGCAAACAGCGGUAGCAGCGGCAAGCCCAAGCCCAAGCCUAAGCCAAAGCCAAAGCCUCAUCACUCUGGCCACCAAUCGGGUCACCAAUCUGGCCACCAGUCUGGUCACCAAUCUGGUCACUAUCCACCCGGUUAUCCCAACCGUCCACCUUAUCCACCACCAUUCUGGGGUUGGUAUCCCAUCUACUACCCACCACCUGGCCCAUAUGGACCCUAUGGUCCCCCACCUCACAGCAAGCCACCGAAAGAUGAUUGUGAUCCCAAAAAAGAAGAUUGCCCAAAAGGAUUUUUCUGA
This is a messenger RNA of Drosophila nasuta, 786 nucleotides long. RefSeq names its product salivary acidic proline-rich phosphoprotein 1/2. Bases 1 to 786 code for a protein of 261 amino acids. NCBI's taxonomy places the organism in Eukaryota, Metazoa, Arthropoda, Insecta, Diptera, Drosophilidae. The record is from RefSeq and is a predicted model, not a curated record. The transcript has 2 exons.